Messenger RNA from Trichomonas vaginalis G3, 1305 nucleotides. Its product is annotated as spectrin binding. NCBI's taxonomy places the organism in Eukaryota, Parabasalia, Trichomonadida, Trichomonadidae. The record is from RefSeq and is a predicted model, not a curated record. Bases 1 to 1305 code for a protein of 434 amino acids. The transcript has a single exon.
AUGGUACAAGUUAGAACAUUGUGCAAUGAAAUAGAACGUGUAAGCAUUCUUAGAGAAUGUGGUAAAUUGAAUGUCAAGAUGAAUGGACAAAUAAUCGAAACAUUGAAGUCUUCAGCAGUUUGUUUUUCAGAUCUAAUUAAAGAAAAAUGCAUUUUGAAUAAACAGAUAUCAUCGAUUGAAUUGAAUCUAAAUAUCAAGUGUGGAGAUUCAAUCAACAUACUCAAAAAGUUCAUAGAGACAGGAAUUCUUGAAUUUGAAGAAGAUGAAGAUCAUUAUCAUGAUAUAUUUGAAUUUGGGAAGCAUUUUCGUAAUCAACUCUUGAUACAAAUGUAUAUAAAACAUAUCAAAACAGAUAGUUCCAUUACAAAUGAAAACGUAUUUCGGAAAUAUGAAAUUUCUGUUAUUGAAAACGAUUUAACAACACAAAAUCAAUGUCUCGAAUAUAUUACAUCACAUUUAUAUUGUUUGAAUGACGCUGAUAUUAUCCAAUAUACAGUUCAAUUUGGAUAUGACUUCUUCGAAAAAAUUUUAACAUCUAAAUCUCUAAAAAUUGAAAACGAAGAUAAAUUAUGCAUGUUACUACUCGAAAUUUGCAAACGUGACAAUAAGUUCUUUGAUUUAUUUAGAUGUAUUUCAUUAGCAUAUUGCACUUCUCAUAUAAUUGAAGAAAUUUAUGAUUUUUCAGUUGAAAAUUCAUUCGAAUCAAUUCUUCUAAAGAUUUAUAAAGACACACUAAAACAUUAUCAUUCAAAUAUUCGAAAUAAAAUUGAACUCUCGAAUAACUCUGAUUCAUCAUUCGAUAAACCAUUCAUUCCAACCCUAAUUGAGAUUUCAAAUAAUCCUAUUAAUAUACAUGUGUUGAGAUACACCGAAAUUUCAAAAGAAAUUCAAAUGGAAUAUUCAUCAUCAUCUGUUAACAGGGGAAAAAUAACAGAUAUAAAUACAUAUUCAAGUCAUGAUGAUUUUUAUACAUACUAUGAGUCAGAUAAUCAAUGGAUACGUGUUGAUCUCAAGGGAUAUAAAUUAAAACCAAGUUCUUAUAUUUUACUUUCAGCAUUCAGAUCUGAUUAUCUUUUGAGAUAUUGGAGGCUAGAAGGUAUAAAGGAAAAUGGAUCAACUGUUGUAUUGGAUAAUAAAGAUUAUGCAUUUAAAAAAGCUGAAACUCAAGAAUUUCCACUUCAAACAAAUGACUAUUUUGUUGCUUUCAUGAUAAUUCAAACAGGUAAGAAUCAACACAAUAAUGACAGUGAUAAUGAAUUAGCUAUCCAAGUAUUUGAUUUCAAAGGCGAAUUAAUUAAAAUUUAA